Molecule: messenger RNA, 849 nt
Organism: Candidozyma haemuli
Lineage: Eukaryota; Fungi; Ascomycota; Pichiomycetes; Serinales; Metschnikowiaceae
Product: putative ATP-dependent kinase
Exons: 1
Coding region: 1-849 (282 amino acids)
Cellular component (GO): cytoplasm
Molecular function (GO): kinase activity; ATP binding
Source: RefSeq, a predicted model, not a curated record
AUGAGUAUCCAAGUAGCCAAGUACAUUGACCUGAUCUUAGCGACAAAGGGACAUCCCAAACCGCUCAUUAUUGGCAUCAGCGGGCCACAGGGCUCGGGAAAGUCUUACAUGGUUUCCCACCUCCUAGAUCACUAUCAGCAGACACAUCCUGGUUUGGUGGUGGCCGGGUUCCUGGUUGACGACUUCUACCUUUCCCGGGCUAAACAGCUGGAAGUGACGGAGGCAGCAAAGAGAGAAGGUAAUUCUGUUCUUCAGGGCCGAGGAUUGCCUGGAACGCAUGAUGUGCCGCUUCUAGAAGAGGUGUUCAGGAAACUCAAGAACCAACAGCCUGUUUCUAUUCCAAAGUACGAUAAAAGUGCUUUCAGUGGGGCUGGAGAUAGGGAGCCAGAGGAUAAGUGGCAGAAGUUUGAUAAACCUGUUGAUUUGGUGAUCAUGGAAGGCUGGUUUAAUGGGUACAGGGCAAUGGAGGAUGGUAUGUUCUCCACGGCUUACUUUGGCAAUUGGCCUACGAGUAUUGUCCAGAAACACAAGCUUUAUCAUCUUCAGGAGGUCAACAAACAGCUUGCCAAGUUUCAUCCUGUUUGGGACGCUUUUGACUAUUUUGUGUUUAUCGAUACAGACUCUACAGAUAGUGUUUAUGACUGGCGCCAGGAACAGGAGGAUGAUUUGAUUGCCAGGACUGGCUCAGGAAUGACAAAUGGCCAGGUGAAGGCGUUUGUGGAUAGGUACAUGCCCAUGUACGUGUUGUACUAUUGGAGGUUGUGUCGUGGGGGAACGCUUACGAGAGGUAAGAACCUUCGAGUGAAAAUUAACAAGAAGAGGGAAGUUCUUGGAAUCGAGGUAGUCUAG